This is a messenger RNA of Physella acuta, 2612 nucleotides long. RefSeq names its product anaphase-promoting complex subunit 5. The record is from RefSeq and is a predicted model, not a curated record. Gene Ontology annotation, molecular function: protein binding. Lineage: Eukaryota; Metazoa; Mollusca; Gastropoda; Physidae. Gene Ontology annotation, cellular component: anaphase-promoting complex. Gene Ontology annotation, biological process: positive regulation of mitotic metaphase/anaphase transition; protein K11-linked ubiquitination; anaphase-promoting complex-dependent catabolic process.
CAGCUUGCUGAGUUAAAUUUCAAAUUAAAUUACAAGCCUAUGCUGUAUUUGUGAUAGUUAAAAAAUGUCUGCAGAGAUAACCGACUUGUUCACUUUUUGUUCUGGCACUCGACAGCAAAGCACAGAAAGGUUGACGCCACAUAAGUUGUCAAUUAUGGCAUUAGUUUAUAAGUACCAGUUACUGUGUGGCCUCCAAGAUAAAAUAGAUGAAAGUAUUGAUUCCUCCGAAGUUUUGACAGAUAGAGAGAAAAGAGUUUUUAUGGUGAUCUUGCUCAACCUGCUUCAGAGUCCAGAUAUGGAUUUGAAAACAUUACGUCAACAUAUUGAUCCUGUAUUGAAGCCUGCUAUUUUAGAUUAUUUGUAUGAGUUAUUGAGGACUAUUGCUGAUUCUGGUGUCAAGCCUAUCAAUGAUUUUUUUGACAAUGUUUCCUCUUUGUUGUUAUCUGGUGAAAAAGAAGGUGUCAUUCGCAGAGAGAGUAUCAUGGGUCUUUAUAUCAGAAGGAUGGAGCUAGCUUAUAAUGAAAUGUCCUUUAGUCAAGUUGUUGACAUGCAUAAUAAAGUGCGAAGAUAUUAUGAAGCUGGCUUUCCAGAAUGCAAGGAAGAAAUAGACAGGUUCUCUUCUAGGAAGUCAAGUAUUCAUGGCAUAUCUGAUACAGCUUUGAGCAUGUCAUUGCUAGAAGAUAGCCCAUCUAUGGACUCUAUUAACGGACAAAGUUUCUUUUCAAAGAAGCAAGCAGAAUAUUUUAUCGCAAACCAGGCUCAAAUGCUCAGUCACAAUGAAGGGAAAGCACUCUCACCUGAACAGCUGCAGCAAAAAAUUUCUAACAUACUAGCAGCUAAUCCUGACAUGGCAGAGGCACACUUUCUGAGCUACAUCAACAGUUUACGAGUGAAAGAAUAUUGUACGGCUGUCCACAGUCUGUACCAUUACUUUGAUAGAAAGGCUUGUGCGGUGCACGAUGGAAACGUCAGCAAGAAGAAGGGUGUGGCUGAAGAGGUGGCGAUGAGAUAUGCGGCAUUAAAUCUUGCAUCUCUGCAGUUCCGCUUUGGCAAUAAAGAAGAAUGUCGAGCAGCCUUACAAGAAGCCAUAAGAAUGGCCCAAGAAAGUAAUGACCAGAUAUGCUUACAGCAUGCUUUGGUGUGGUUAAACCUGUUAGGUGAAAGUCAUACAGGUGUGACACAGUUGGAAAGAUCAAUCAGAAAAACCAUAGACCUCUCUCUUCCAAAUCUGACUGUGUUGGGGUUGAACUGGAUAAGUAAAGGUCUUGGCACUGGAACUGAACUACCUGCAAGAGUAAUAGACUACUUCACUCAAAGUAAUCUGAUAAACUGCAUGCAUUCAAACUAUGGAAUGAUUUCAUCUGGUUGUGUGCAGAGGGCUGCCAUGUGGCAUUACUAUGGGAAAAGAGAGUUGUGUUCCCUGGACAAUCAAAUGGUUCUCAAUCUAAACACAAGCAUAAAUGGUGUCUAUUACAAUGGGCAAGCAGUUUGCAUUGCUUUAUGUAACUUAGCUCAGCUACAUGCAGAUAUUGGGGAAUACACAGUGGCUGCUGAUAUUCUAAACCAAGCCAAAUUAAGGUUCCCAUUCAACUCACCUCACUGUGAAAUCUGGCAAUCUUGUCAACAGAGGAUAGCCUUCUAUCGUUCACUGAAUAAUAGAAAAUUGAAUGCAGCAGAACAAAUUUUAGUAGAUUUACAAGCAGUUGAUGAACCUGAAGCUAAAAUAAGAAAGCCAAUUUUAUUAAGAGAACAAGGCCAGGUAACAGAAGCAUUUUCUUGCUUGGAUAAAUUAUUAACAGAAUGUGAUAAAGAAAAAUCUGGCUAUUAUGCUGAUUUUAGAUGUCGUGUUUUGCUUGAGUUAGCAUCCCUAUACAUAGCCACUGGCAAUCACAGUGUUGCUGUUAUACAUAUCACAGACUGUAUUGCCCAUGCAAAGAAACACUACCUAGAGUUGUAUGUUGGUAUGGGAACAGCUUACUUAGCAUUUGUACAGUUGAAUAUGAAUUUACCAGAACAAGGCUUGCAGCUAUUAGAAGUUCAGCUCACCAGGAUCCUGACUAAUGCCACAGCUCAGGAUAAGGCGCGGGCUUUAUUUGUCUACACCAAGUGUAAAGUCGCGGCAGCCAAGAAUCUCAGCACAACACAAAGAAAAACAGAAUUGGUUUCAGCUUUGAGCUUGAUGUCAACAGUCACAUCUUUAUUCAAGGCAGCAGAGGCUUACAUGUUGGAAAAAGAUGCCUUGUACUACCAGUCUUUGUUAUACAAUGAAAUAGGGGACACUGAAAAUAGAAACCAUUGUGCACACCAGUUUAAGCAGUUAGAUAAAUUUUACCCUACACUGAGCUCAAUUGCUAUAAAUGUAGUAUAAAUUGUAAAGAUAUGUCUGUGUUAUGCUGUAUAUUAUUUGGAUAUUAUAUAAAAAAUGUUUUGUAUAUUACAUAUAAAGCACAUUUUAUGUCUUGGUUUAACAAAAGCAUUUAAAAAAUACAAAAAACUACAUCAGAAUCAGGUUAGAAAAAAAUCAUUUAUAAAGGAGUUAGAUAUUUUAUUUAAGACUUAAUUGGUUACAAAUAUUUAAAAAAUAAAAUAAAUAUUUCUAAACUGAAACUGUA